Molecule: messenger RNA, 834 nt
Organism: Daphnia pulicaria
Lineage: Eukaryota; Metazoa; Arthropoda; Branchiopoda; Diplostraca; Daphniidae
Gene: Prosbeta1
Product: proteasome subunit beta type-6-like
Exons: 6
Coding region: 99-776 (225 amino acids)
Cellular component (GO): proteasome core complex
Molecular function (GO): threonine-type endopeptidase activity
Source: RefSeq, a predicted model, not a curated record
AAUGGCCAACCAUAAAGCCAGAAGUGCUGAGUAAGGGGCUGUCUACUGUCUCUGUCUUGUAGUGUUGUCCAAUUUCAACAGUUUCAUUUGAAUCAUCCAUGGCUUGUACAAUGAAUAAUUCUAUUUCCGAUCUUCUCAGCCCGGAUUGGUUGACAUCAGAACACAGCACAGGCACGUCAAUUAUGGCUGUAGAAUUCAAUGGUGGCGUUGUCAUUGGUGCCGAUUCGCGCACCAGUACUGGUGCAUAUGUAGCAAACAGGGUUACUGAUAAGCUGACCAAAAUCACCAACCAUAUCUACUGCUGCCGUUCUGGCUCCGCUGCAGACACUCAAGCCAUUGCUGAUAUUGUUAACUAUCAUUUGGAAUUUCAUGAAGUUCAGUUGGGUGAAGCUCCUUUGGUGAAAACAGCAGCAAGUGUCUUUCAAGAACUUUGUUACAAUUACCGAGAUCAAUUAACAGCUGGUAUUAUUUGUGCUGGAUGGGAUAGACGUCAUGGUGGACAGGUCUUUAAUAUCCCUCUUGGAGGAAUGUGUGUCAGGCAAUCAUUUGCUAUUGGUGGUUCAGGUUCAACUUAUGUCUUUGGAUUUGUUGAUUCUAAUUUCAAAAAAGGCAUGACAAAGGAUGAGUGUGUCCAAUUUGUGUUGAAAACCCUUGCAUUGGCAAUGAGCAGAGAUGGUUCCAGUGGUGGUGUUGUUCGUUUGGGAAUUAUCACAGAAGAUGGAAUUGAACGUCGUACAGUUUUGGGUAAUGAACUUCCACGAUUUUACGAAGAUUGAGAUUUUCAAUGUAACUGCUUAUGAAAGUACCAAUACAUAAAAGAAGACUUUAAACACA